Molecule: messenger RNA, 1306 nt
Organism: Esox lucius (northern pike)
Lineage: Eukaryota; Metazoa; Chordata; Actinopteri; Esociformes; Esocidae
Gene: pdxp
Product: pyridoxal (pyridoxine, vitamin B6) phosphatase
Exons: 2
Coding region: 238-1176 (312 amino acids)
Cellular component (GO): cytoplasm
Molecular function (GO): phosphatase activity
Source: RefSeq, a predicted model, not a curated record
UUAUAGACAAAUUUAUAUCCGCCCUCCUGAAAGCACUGCGGGAAAUGGAAGUAUUUAGGAUUUCAUUCAUAUCCCAAACGAGACGGGGACUUUGCUUUUUUAUGUAAUAUAUAUUUGAUACUGUUGUGUUCAAGGGAGGUAGAACUAGAAUUGCAUUGCACUGUCCAUUAUUCGAGUGACGUUACCAGAUUUAUAUAGGCGCAACAUUCGAGCUAGUCCCUCAACGUAUCUUUGAGAAUGGCUGGGAUAGUGAGUAGCAGAGGAUGCCACAUGAUAAGGGGUUCCCAAAUACGAGACAUCAUGGACUCCAAGCUCAACGUCCUGUUUGAUUGCGACGGAGUCAUCUGGAAUGGCGAAACGGUAGUGGCAGGUGCGCCAGAAGUAGUGACACUACUGAAACAGCAAGGAAAAAGGGUAUUUUUUAUCACGAACAACUGUACCAGGCCAAGAGGGAGCUACGUGACGAAGUUUAUCCGGUUGGGCUUCACUGAUGUCGCAGAGGAAGACAUAUUCAGCUCAGCAUACUGCUCUGCGGCUUACCUCCGAGACGUGGUGAAGGUGGAGGGCAAAGUGUAUGUCAUAGGGUGCCAGGGUGUAGUUAAGGAGCUACGGGAGGCUGGAGUUACCAUAGUGGAGGAGGAAACAGACGCACCAACAGGGACAAUUUACGACUACCCAUUGGACCCCGACGUGAAGGCAGUACUUGUGGGAUACGACGAGACAUUUGACUUCAUAAAAUUGGCCAAAGCCUCCUGCUACUUGCAAAACAAUGACUGUCUGUUUGUAGCCACCGACCCGGACCCUUGGCACCCACUGCGAGGAGGCAGAAUAACUCCAGGUUCAGGAAGCCUGACGGCUGCUGUGGAGACAGCCAGCAGCAGGAAAGCCACAGUGAUCGGCAAGCCAAGCCGCUUCAUGUUCGAGUGCAUCGCCAGUCAGUUUAACCUGGAACCCAGUCAGUCCCUCAUGGUAGGCGAUCGUCUAGAGACAGACAUCCUAUUUGGAGCAAAUUGUGGACUGGACACCAUGCUCACCCUGACUGGAGUGUCCACUCUGGAGGAGGCACAAUGCUAUAAGGACAGUGACGACCCAGAGAGGAAGGACUUUGUGCCAGAUUAUGUGGUGGAGACCAUUGCUGAUUUCAUUGAUGCAUAUGGAGAGGAAGAAGCAGGUUGAGAAGGACACUAGGAGGAGUUGACCCCUUAAGCUGUGCCUGUGCUUAGAUAGCUGGGUCAUGUUCAUUAGAGCACACAAUGGGAAGUGUUUUAAACUGCUUUACAACGGAAAGUAAAAAUUCCUUCAGUUU